This is a messenger RNA of Ylistrum balloti, 2562 nucleotides long. RefSeq names its product pyruvate dehydrogenase phosphatase regulatory subunit, mitochondrial-like. Gene Ontology annotation, molecular function: oxidoreductase activity; protein binding. The record is from RefSeq and is a predicted model, not a curated record. NCBI's taxonomy places the organism in Eukaryota, Metazoa, Mollusca, Bivalvia, Pectinida, Pectinidae. The coding region runs from base 1 to 2562 and encodes 853 amino acids. Gene Ontology annotation, cellular component: mitochondrion; cytoplasm; mitochondrial matrix. The transcript has 17 exons.
AUGUUAUUAAGGAGAGGAAUUGGAUGGUCAUAUUUAUUCGCUUUAAACAAUACAAGACGUUUUUCAUUAGCACGUCUUUCUUGUAAAGAUUCACGACAAGUAGCAUCACAAAGUAUCAGCGACGUGACCAAACACGUCCCGUCCAGCGCCCGUGUGGUCAUUUGUGGAGGGGGCGUUCUUGGUACAUCUGUAGCCUAUCACCUGACAGAGAGAGGAUGGAGUGAUGUGGUCUUGCUAGAACAGGGCAGUCUGACAUGCGGCACAACUUGGCAUUCGGCUGGUUUGAUAGGCCAGCUUGGGAAGGACGAUAUAGGUGGCUGUCAGCUUAUUGGAUAUGGACUACGGCUAUAUAAAAACCUGGAGAAGAGCCACGGUAUAGGAUGGAAACAGUGUGGAAGUUUACUUCUCGCCCAAACAAAGGACAGACUUGUCACCAUUGAGAGGAAACAUUCACUUGCUAAGGCACUCGGAGUGGAAUCUUAUCUGGUAUCGCCAUCAGAAAUCCUUGGAUUGUGUCCAUGGAUUAAAACGACCGAUCUUCAGGGUGGGCUCUGGGUACCAGGAGAUGGAGUGGUGGCUCCGAAUGACCUAGUAUACGCAUACAACAGUGUGGCUAAAUCUAAAGGGGUCCAGGUUUUUGAGGGAGUUAAGUUGGAGGAUGUGCACACUGCAGACAACAAGGUGACUGGAGUAAAGACAUCUCAUGGUCAUAUACAAUGUGAAUACUUUGUCAACUGCUCUGGACAGUGGGCGCGACAUCUUGGAGCUAGGUCGAUUCCUCCUGUCCAGGUGCCCCUUCAUUCCAAUGAACACUUUUAUAUUGUGUCAUUGGCUAUACCUAAUAUGGACUCAAUGAUGCCAGUGAUAAGGGAUUACGAUGGCUCUAUCUAUGCUCGGGAGUGGAGUGGGGGUCUUCUUGCUGGAGGAUUUGAGUUGGAAGGCAAACCUACCUUCUCCUUCGGAAUGCCAGAGAAAUUUGAAUUUCAACUCCUCUCGUCAGAUUGGGAUCAUUUUCAGGUCAUUUUGGAGCCUAUACUCAACAGAUUUCCUGCCAUGGAAACGGCUGAAGUACGGACACUUGUCAACGGUCCGGAAAGUUUUACAGCUGACGGGAACUGGAUUCUUGGCGAAUCAGCCGAGGUGAAGAACUACUUUGUCGCGGCUGGUAUGAACGGUCUUGGUGUGGUCGGGUCAGCCGGUAUAGGGAAAUACAUUACGGAGAGUAUCGUAGACGGUGCCCCGAGUUCCAGCUUGGAUGCUCACCAUAUCCUCAGACACAAUAAAGCUCAUUGCAACAGACGUUUCUUACAUGAGCGCGUGAAGGAGGUUAUAGGUGCCUACAAACUACGAUAUCCCUAUACUCAUUGGACAAGGGGAAGGAAGAUAAAAACAUCCCCGAUACACACGUUACUGGAGAGAUCGGGCGCCUGCUUCGGGGAUCUACAAGGAUACGAACGGCCCUUGUAUUUCAGGGGGCUGAAAGAUAAACCUUUCGAUCCGUACCAUUUAGAGGAACCAACAUUCCGCAAGCCAUCAUGGUUUGAUGAUGUGGAGGCUGAGUAUAGAGCAUGUAAAGACAGUGUGUGUCUCAUAGACACAUCAUGCUUCACAAUGUGUGAGGUUAAGUCUGAUGGCGGUGAAGCUCUCCAGUAUCUCCAGGAUUUGUGUUGUAACAACAUAUCAGGAAAGGCCGGUCAUAUCACAUCGACUGGAAUGCUAAACCAGCAAGGGGGAUACGUUGUUGACGGCAGUGUCGUCUCUUUAGCUCCCAACAGAUUCCUGAUAACAGCAACUACCAACCACCAGCGUCGGAUGCUGACCUGGAUGAGGCGACACCUUCCCUCGGAUGGAACAGUUGAUCUUGUCGAAAGUGAUUCAUCAUUUUCUUCACUGACAAUUAUUGGGCCAAGAAACGAAGCGUUGAUGGGGGAUUUAUGUGACGUGUCCAUUCUGUCCAAAGACUUCCAUCCAAUGACGUGCAAGAUUUUAGAUGUUGGAUUUUCCUGUGGUAUCCGUACCAUGAGAAUACCAUUGGCAGGAAAUGACGCAUUCACUCUACAUGUCCCGACAGAGAACACGUUGCAAGUGUAUGAGGCUUUAAAGGAGAAUGGAAAGAAGUACGAUAUCAAGGAAGGAGGCCAUUAUGUCAUGAAACAUCUUCGGCUAGAAAAUAAAAUUGCAUCCCAAGAAGAAGAUAUUUCGUCCUCAACAACACCAUUGGAGUGUGGGAAAUCUUCUAACGUCUGUCUAGAGAAAACUAAUUCCUUUCUGGGUAGAGAAGCGUUAGAACUGCAGACAAGAAAUGGAACGAGUAAACAACUUGUCCAUUUGACCUUGAAAGACUUAAACAUUGAAUGCGACACCUGGCCGUGGGGUGGAGAACCUAUAUACCAAAAUGACCAGUGUGUAGGUUCAACGUCUUCGUGUGGGUUCAACUUUGACCUUCGGAAGGUCAUUUGUUUAGGUUACGUCAACACCAGUUCAGAACAAGAUGGUGGAAACAAGGACAACUACAAACUGGCUAUCGGUACGAAGAUGUACAAUGCGGCUGUGGAAAUGUAA